Giardia duodenalis is the source of this 2304-nucleotide messenger RNA. RefSeq lists its product as uncharacterized. The transcript has a single exon. The record is from RefSeq and is a predicted model, not a curated record. NCBI's taxonomy places the organism in Eukaryota, Fornicata, Diplomonadida, Hexamitidae. The coding region runs from base 1 to 2304 and encodes 767 amino acids.
AUGCUUCCAACGCCGCCGAGUGCUGCGCUAUCGUUCUUCAGAAACCCAGUGGUGCUAAGCCAUGCAGUCAUAUCUGGUAUUUCACGUGAGACAGGCAUAGAAUCAUACGGCAUCUGUUUGCCCGCCAAACAAGUGCCUAAGCAGCUCGCCACUCAAUUGACGGUUCUCGUAAGCACUAGCUACUUGCAUGUUUCUGCAUUCUAUCAGUUAAAGAGCUCUGCUGGUGAUAUCCGCUAUUACUUGCUGGUCAUUCCUCGAGAUGACGCAGCCGACGUCCGCCCAUAUAUGUCAUUGUAUGGCAUACUGCGUGAUAAGAUGCAACUAGACUGUGGUUUAUUUGAACCCUUAGCGCUUCAGCUGCUAGAUUUACUGGACACAUUUAGUCGCUUGAGGUAUACCCACGGGGCAAUUUGUCCAAGUAAUAUUUACCUUAGUCCCGCCCAACUGUCCGUACGGCUGGGGCCCCCAAUGCCCUUUGCUGCCUAUCUGAUUGAUGUAGAAAGAACUACUAUGAUUGACUCUUCUGUCCACAGUUAUGAUGUCUGCAUACCACCAGAGUGCUUUCUUAUCUAUAAAAGCACAAUAAACUGUCUGCAGCCAAGCACUGAUGCUUGGAUGGUUGGCGCCUCACUGCUUUACGUUGUUCUUGGCACAAAGUUCAUAGAGUCCCAUUUCACCAGUUCAUACAGUGACUAUCGGGUUGAGCUAAUAACACUUCUUUUCCAUGCUCUCGGUCCUCCUCGUCAACUUGGUUCUCUGCCACUGCAAAAAGAGGCAGAAGAAAAGCUCAUCUCGUCAUUUGAAGGGAUCGUUCCAUACUUAGAUUGUUCCAAUCAAAUAAGUUUUCCUGGGGCGCUUAGAUUGAAUGGCUUUAGAAGAUCUGUUAUAAAAAGAAUCGUUACGGGUCUUAUGACCUAUGACUUUAAUAGUCGGCUUAGACCAGGUCUUGCUCUAGAAAUAAUGAAGAAGGAGAUAGAUCGAUUGGAGCCCACGAGCUGCACGCCUAACUUCCAUUCUAGUUCUGACCACGCAGCACAGCUUUUGCAUACAGAAAGACAAGAUUUACACACAUGCCAAAAACGCAGGAGGAGCCGUUCAAUGUCUCCACACAAACGUAGGAGCACAUCUAGUCGAGGCCCUUCACUAGCUGUAGACGCACCGUCUUCCCAUCUGUGUGUGGAGACCCUUGCCAGACAACCCGUCAAUCAUCGUUCGAAGUCUUCUAGCACCGACAUGGACGAACUAGUGAAGCAGGUACGGAGUUCUAUAGAUUAUGGUGCAAUAGCUGCAAGCACAAUUAGUACUCGGGCGCUCAAACGAGCCAUGGUGUCCUCCCCGAUUGAGUCAGCGAGGGACAUCCAGGCCACGCUCCAAAAGGAAUACGAGACCCGGCCAUCUGUAGAAGAUCUGAUUAUUCCAAGCAAGGCGUCACUAAGCAGAGGCACAGCAUCGAUAAAGCCUCUUACCGUCGAGAAAGACAAGCCCAGCAGAAGGUCUGAGAGCGUGCAUUAUAAAAGAUAUUCAAAAGUACUGCGAGAACAAGUCUCUAGAGAGCUUGCAUGCACAGAAAGAAGACUUAAUAGCGAUCGUAAGCCGCUUUCACAAUCUCUUCAGUUGUCUGCAGACAACCCUAAUGCUUCGCGUGAUUCUGUCAAUGAAUUUAGUGUUGCUGCACCCGAAUACGACCGAGGCGAUGGGCUUUUUGUUGACAGCAUGGAUGCGCCUCUACUGGAGAUUACCAAGGAGCUUCCCCUUCUAUCAAAGGGCUCUGAUGUCAAGGCAUACACACAGAUGUCGCUUCCGGUGACACUAGCUUCAAAGAUUCGCGAGCCAGUGUGCUCAGAUAACAGGUAUGAGCCUCCAAUCUCUGAUGACUCUAUAAGGUGCCAGAGUACGGGGAAGAAAGUUGCGAGAGACAUAUGCACCAUCGUAAUACACCGUCUGUCUACUCCGUACAAGGCACAGCUGAAUGUUGACUUUGCAGUGGAGCUCAAGCCGGCAGGCCAUUCGUCAAGAUCCUCAUUUAUUGGUAGCAUGAGCAAUGUAAAGAUAGCAGAGCCCCCAGACUUCGGAAUUUCUGUCCCCACAAACGUGGAAAUAAAAGUCGUGAAUUUUGAUUCUGCAUCAAGAGACUACUCCGGGGUACUUAGUGGUAGAUUGGUUGUGUCCAUUAAUGCACCCCUAAAUACCUGUAAAGUCAUUUCCUUUAAUCUCCGUAUAGACAUACGAGAAAUGCCAAAGCCUCAAGAGUGGAUGCUGAGCACAAAUGGUCUGGCAUCUGCUCUGCUGGAAGUUUUAUACUAA